AGCAGCUUGUCGUCCUGCCACGUCAGUGGUGUUUUGAGUCAGCUGAGAUCGUCGGUGUUUAAUACACGUAAACUUUAACUCAAUGGAGGAGGAUUUCUUUUAAUUUUAAAGAAUAAUCGUAACGUUAAUUUAAACAGCAUGCGGCACGGGUGGCUUUUACUUUUAGUGGUGUACACAGCCUAUAUAAACGCCACCGAAUUGACAUUUGAAUUGCCUGAUAACGAGAAGCAAUGUUAUUACGAGGAUCUAGAGCAAGGAGUGAAGUUUGACAUCGACUUUCAGGUUAUUGCUGGGGGGAACUAUGAUGUUGACUGUUUUGUGGCAGAUCCACUGAAUAAUAUACUGUAUGACGAACGAAAGAAGCAAUAUGAUAGUUUUUCCCAUACAACGGCCAUGAAGGGAGAGUACAAGGUUUGCUUUAGCAACGAGUUCUCAACCUUCUCUCACAAAACCGUUUACCUGGACUUUAGAACUGGAGAUGAGAGACCUUUACUGCCUGAUACGAGCAGCUCAACACAACUCACACAGAUGGAGUCAUCCUGCAUGUCUAUCCAUGAGAUACUGAGGGCGGUUUCAGACUCUCAGACUUGGUACCGUCUUCAGGAGGCUCUAGACCGAACCAGAGCAGAAGACCUGAACGUGCGAGUGUUCUAUUGGUCCGUUGGCGAGGCCCUCAUCCUGUUUGUGGUUAGCAUUGGCCAAGUGCUAAUGCUCAGGAGCUUCUUUAAUGAUAAGAAAACAAAUGUUGCCACCAGCACAUAGAACUUUUUUCACUUCUCUGCCUUUAUCUCUCCUGAGAGAUAAUCAACUGAUUUAUCAGUCUUGUGCGAUUUAAACAAGCCGUCUUAAAUGAUGCCUGAAGCCAACCAGAAGUGACCUCUUUAAAAAAAUAAAAAUAAUUAUGACUGCAGAGCUUUGCACUAAUUUAGGUGCAAAGUUUAUCAUAAAAGCCCUGUUUCACAGACAAGAUUUAUGUUUGAGUUGUCUCAAAACAUCUUGCACUGACAUAUCUUAAAAUACUUCAGUGCCAUUGUUUUUUCUUAAGACGCACACCAGUAAUGUCACAUUUAUAAAAUCUUCUUAAUGUCCUGAUUGAACUAAUGCCUAAUCCUGUCCUGAUCUAAGUCUUGUCUGUGAAACUGCUAUACCUUUAUGUACCCACAUCUUUUUUUUUUAACGGGAAGGGAAUCCUACUUUGUCAAUUUUCAAUGCAUAGACUUUCAUUUAAAUGAAGAAUAGUAGUUUGGCAAUAAUAUCACAGUACACUCUCAAAUGUCCAUGAUGUUGAAGAUUAUUAGCAAUUAUUAUAUGCAAAUCGUAACUGUGUACUGUAACUGUAAGUGCCAACUGCAUCACCAACUGUAAGUUAUUGUGGCUAUACAGCACUGGAUUUUACGUUGUGUCUCGAUACUUAUCAAACAUCAACUGAAUGUGCAGUUCAAACUAUAUUUUUCUAGAUUUACAGACUGUAUUUUUACUCUCUUUAUGCAGUGUUUACUGUUACAAAUGUGACCCUGGUAUAAUGUUGCAUAUGUCACCCCAAAAGGGAAAUAGAGAAUAUAAUGAUUUGUAAUGUAAAUUAAAUUCAUUUUGUUCUUUUGA
Misgurnus anguillicaudatus (oriental weatherfish) is the source of this 1602-nucleotide messenger RNA. NCBI's taxonomy places the organism in Eukaryota, Metazoa, Chordata, Actinopteri, Cypriniformes, Cobitidae. The record is from RefSeq and is a predicted model, not a curated record.